UCAAUGUGCUGGAUGCCACCAAGACAAGACAAGAUGGAAAUCACAGGUUUACUGCUCCUUGUGGUGGUUGCUCAGUCAUUUGCUAUGCCUCUGUCAUCACCGGAGGAGACUGACGAGUGGCUAUUAGCCGAGAAAUACCUCCGCAGGUUCUACAACCUUCGAGCUGGACUUCAGGGAACCCCGACCCACAGGUCGUCAGACGCCAUGCAGGCUAAGGUCAGGGAGAUGCAGUCCUUCUUCAACCUCCAAGUGACGGGGAGCCUGGACACUAACACCCUGGAACUGAUGAGCAUGGCCAGGUGUGGUGUCCCUGACGUGGGGGAAUACAACCACUUUCCCCGACACCUCAAAUGGCAGAACACCAAUGUGACCUUCAGAAUAGUGAAUUAUACCCCUGAUCUGAUGAAGGCAGAUGUGGACAGAGCUAUCCAUAAUGCCUUAAACAUCUGGGCUGAUGUCACGCCUCUGACCUUCAAGAAACUGCACGAGGGGAAGGCUGACAUCAUGAUAGCAUUUGGGACAAAAGAACAUGGAGACUUCAACCCCUUUGACGGCCCUGACGGUCUCUUAGCCCAUGCCUAUCCCCCUGGCAGAGACAUUGGAGGAGACACACACUUUGAUGAAGAUGAACAUUGGUCAAUAGACUCAGACGCCUACAACCUUUUCCUGGUCGCCACUCAUGAGUUUGGCCAUGCCCUUGGCUUGUCCCAUUCUUCCGAUCCUGGAGCUCUGAUGUACCCAAUCUACUCCUACAGCCAGGGUUAUCCACUGUCUGAGGAUGAUAUCACCGGCAUUCAAGCUCUUUAUGGCCCGAACCCCAAUGACAGCAAAGUGAAGCCCAAGCCAGAUGCCCCAAACAAAUGUGACCCCAUGUUGAGUUUUGAUGCUGUCACUGAGCUCAGAGGAGAAACAAUCAUCUUCAAAGACAGGUUCUACUGGCGUCUCCAUCCUCAGUUUGCAGAGCCUGAGCAAACCCUGAUCAAAUCCACCUGGCCCUCCCUCCCCAACAAAGUGGAUGCUGCCUAUGAGUACCCUGAGAAAGACAUGGUCUUCAUAUUCAGUGGUAUUAGAAUGUGGGCCCUGAACGGCUACAGCCUAGUGGAGGGCUACCCCAAAUACAUCCAUAAACUGGGACUCCCCAAGACCGUGCGGAGGGUGGAUGCUGCUGUGUACAUCCCAGACACCGGCAAGACCCUUCUGUUCUCUGAAGAGCAGUUCUGGAGUUAUGAUGAGAAGACUAACACAAUGGACAGUGGCUUCCCAAGAUCCAUUGAGAUGGAUUUCCCUGGAAUGGGAGAUGAGGUGGAUGCUGCCUUAUAUAAAUAUGGAUAUUUGCAUUUCUUCCAUGAACAUACACAGUUUGAAUACAGCUACAGUGCAAGGAAGGUGAUUCAGAUUGUUAGGACAAACUCCUUUCUCAACUGCUGAUCCACUGGUGGAGAACUACUGUUAUUUUAUUUGUAACUCAUCUCAAAGUACGCUGGAAAACUGCAUGUAAAAUGCAUGUCUGAAGACUAAAGUAGGUGUGAUAUUUAUUGUGAAUGGGAAAACGGUUGGCUUAUGCAUCUAACAAAUGCUGGGUCUUGCUUUAGGGUAUCAGAAAAUGUGCAUCAUAUUCACAUGACUUGUUAUAGUAUUGAAGGGUGGGAUAGAAACCACUCUGAUAUACUUUAGAAUACUGUAAUUGCGUUUCUCUCUGUAUGUAAAUGUUACUUGGGGAAGUUACAGUAAUGUGUUGCAGAUCCACCAAUAGGUGGCAUUCAAGGACACCAAAUCUAGAGUACGAGCCAAUGCUUUUUAUGGACUGUGAAUGUUUUUACUACAAAUUUUAAUGACACAUUUUCAUGAAUAAAAUAAUACGUGCAAAUGG
This is a messenger RNA of Oncorhynchus kisutch (coho salmon), 1870 nucleotides long. RefSeq names its product collagenase 3-like. The record is from RefSeq and is a predicted model, not a curated record. Bases 4 to 1428 code for a protein of 474 amino acids. Gene Ontology annotation, biological process: collagen catabolic process; proteolysis; extracellular matrix organization. Lineage: Eukaryota; Metazoa; Chordata; Actinopteri; Salmoniformes; Salmonidae. Gene Ontology annotation, cellular component: extracellular matrix. The transcript is spliced from 10 exons. Gene Ontology annotation, molecular function: metalloendopeptidase activity; zinc ion binding.